Messenger RNA from Rhincodon typus (whale shark), 7427 nucleotides. RefSeq names its product ubiquitination factor E4A (UFD2 homolog, yeast) (gene ube4a). The record is from RefSeq and is a predicted model, not a curated record. The transcript is spliced from 20 exons. Gene Ontology annotation, biological process: protein polyubiquitination. Lineage: Eukaryota; Metazoa; Chordata; Chondrichthyes; Orectolobiformes; Rhincodontidae. The coding region runs from base 248 to 3499 and encodes 1083 amino acids. Gene Ontology annotation, cellular component: nucleus; ubiquitin ligase complex; cytoplasm. Gene Ontology annotation, molecular function: ubiquitin-ubiquitin ligase activity.
GGGAAGGGCACGCCGGCUGCCAGGGCGCGCACGCUGGGAGCCCGGGGAAGGGCACGCCGGCUGCUAGAGCGCGCACGCUGGGAGCCCGGGGAAGGGCACGCCGGCUGCCAGAGCGCGCGCGCGGGGAGCCAGGGGGCGCGCACGCUGGGAGCCCGGGCCUCCCUGACGGACGGACGGAGCCGCCACUUUCAGCAGCAGCGGAUCCCCAGCCUGCUUUGGAGCUGAAUGGAGUGGGCUUUGAAGAGAAAUGACUGACCAAGAGAACAACAAUAACAUAUCUAGCAACCCCUUUGCAGCUCUCUUCAGUUCUGUGGCUGAUGCCAAGCAGUUUGCCUCUGUCCAGAAACAGCAGCUUCCUACAGGGCCACCAGAAUGUCCAUUAUCUACAGAAGAUGUUUACGACAGUGAAGAUUCGGAUGUCAGUAGUUUGGAGAGCGUUGACAAUGAUUCGAUUACAGACCUCAGCCGUGCAUUUCGCUCUCAAAAGGAAAUAUGUGAACAACUCAAUAUCAAUCACAUGCUUCAGCGCAUCUUUCUUAUUACACUUGACAACAGUGAUCCCAGUCUGAAGGGAGGGAAUGGGAUCCCACCACGCUGUGUCUAUUUGGAGGAUAUGGCCACUGACCUGGAUGGGCAAGAUUGGCUUGACAUGAACAAUGUUGAACAGGCUUUGUUCACUCGGAUGCUGCUUCCAGAACCAGGGACUCGCUUGAUCUGUAUGACAUCAGGGAAUGUUAUUAAUAUGUCAGCUGAUCGAGAUGCUGGAGAGAAGGAAGUUAUUAAGUACCUGUUUGCUUGUUUUCAAAGAGCGAAAGGAGAGAUUACAAAGGUCCCAGAAAACCUGUUGACUUAUGCUCUUCGUUGUAAGGCUCUGACUGUGUCCAACACCCGCACAGUCCUUCUCACACCUGAGAUCUACAUCAAUCAGAAUGUUUAUGAACAAGUCGUUGACUUGCUUCUUGAAGGAGUAAGUGGACCACACUUUGAAGAUGUUACAGAAUUUAUGGAUGAUGUGAUAGCUACCUUAAAGUCAGAUGAAGAGGUCCGGACAUUCAAUGAAGUCAUGUUUCCGGUGUUGGACAUCUUAUUGCGGCGCAUCAAGGAGUUGGACCUUUGCCACAUAAUGCUGUAUGGUUACCUGGACAUCCUUCUUUAUGUUACGCGACAGCCUGAACUGGCACAAGUUUUCUUGAAGCAUAUUGAGCCAAAGGAUCCAAAGAACGGUAACCUAUAUCAGCAGACCCUGCUGGGGACUGUCUUAAACAUAUCUUGUUUGCUGAAAACUCCAGGACUGGUGGAGAAUCACUUGUACUUUUUGAAUCCUUCGAGAUCUAGUCCUCAGGAGAUCAAAGUUCAAGAAUCAAACAUUCACCAGUUCAUGGCGCAAUUGCAUGACAAAAUUCAUCAGAUUCUACGGAACCUCAUCCAGCUUUCCUCGGAUACUAAGCAUUGUAUCCUUUCCUGGCUCGGAAACUGCCUCCAUGCCAACUCAGGACGGACAAAAAUCUGGGCCAAUCAGAUGCCUGAGCUCUUCUUCCAAAUGUAUGCAUCAGAUGCCUUCUUCCUGAACCUUGCUGCUGCUUUGCUAAAACUCUGUCAACCCUUCUGCAAACCAAAGUCUCCUAAACUGCUGACCUUCAACCCUACUUAUUGUAGCUUGAAAGACUUGAAUGAAGAGGAACGGAAAAGCAGAAAUGUACAUAUCAAAGGUUUGGACAAGGAGACCUGUUUGAUCCCAAUACCUCAGGGACUGGAACCAUCUUUUGCUCAAACAUACAACCUGGUCACAGAGAAUUUAAUCCUGACUCAGUUUGCCUUACACCUAGGUUUUCACAGGUUACACGAUCAAAUGAUAAAGAUGAACCAAAGCCUACACCGACUGCAAGUUGCCUGGAGAGAGGCACAGCAGUCUUCCAGUCCAGCUGCAGAAAACCUACGUGAGCAAUUUGAACGGCUGAUGACGGUUUAUUUAUCGACCAAAGCAGCUGCCACAGAGCCGCAGAUGCUCCAGAACUGUAUGAAUUUGCAGAUUUCCACCACAACAAUACUGGUGCAAUUCUCUCUGGGCAAUCGAGGAACAGAAUACAUGGAGGUGACCUUCCCACUUCUGGACUUGGAAUACUGCAUGCUUUCUCAUGUUCCAGAGUUCUUUGCCGACAAUCUUGGAGAUUUUUUCAUCUUUCUACGAAGAUUUGCAGAUGACAUUCUGGAAACUGCAGGCGAUUCCCUAGAGCAACCUCUACACUUUGUCACUGUGUUCAUGGGUAACGUAGAGAGGAUGAAGAAUCCUCAUUUGCGAGCGAAGCUGGCUGAGGUUCUUGAGGCUGUGAUGCCUCACAUGGAGCAAGUGCAGAACCCAAUGAUCAGCAUGUUCCAUCGGCAGCGAGUCUUCAGCUCAUACCAGCAUGCACACUAUCUUGCUGAAGCACUUAUCAAAGUUUUUGUGGACAUUGAAUUUACUGGUAGAUUUGAAAGCGAGCAGAGUGACCCACAUCAGUUUGAACAGAAGUUUAACUACAGGCGGCCCAUGUAUCCUAUCCUGAAAUAUAUGUGGGGAUAUGAUCACUACAGGCAAAGCAUCAAGACUUUAGCUGACUAUGCAUUUGACAAUUUGGAAGCAAUGAACCCUCCUCUUUUUCUCCGAUUUCUCAAUUUGCUCAUCAAUGAUGCCAUCUUUCUGUUGGAUGAAGCUAUCCAGUAUUUAAGCAAGAUUAAAAUCCAACAGAUUGAGAAGGACAGAGGUGACUGGGAUAACUUGCCCCCCGAAGCUCGGAGGGAAAAGGAGGGCAACCUUCAGAUGUUUGGACAGCUGGCUCGUUUUCAUAACAUUAUGUCUAAUGAAACGAUCGGUACUUUGGCAUUCCUUACUUCAGAAAUCAAGGCAUUGUGUGUGCACCCCAUCCUUGCUGAGCGGAUCAUCUCAAUGCUGAACUACUUUCUCCAGCACUUAGUUGGACCUAAAAUGGGUGCCCUCAAGGUGAAGGAUUUCAGUGAGUUUGACUUUAAGCCACAACAGUUGGUGUCUGACAUUUGCACCAUCUAUUUGAACCUGGGAGUGAAAGAGAGUUUCUGUGCCACUGUGCCAAAGGAUGGACGCUCCUAUUCCCCAAUGUUGUUUGCACAGACUGUGAGGGUGCUGAAGAAGAUCAACAAGCCAGGCGACAUGAUCAUGGCAUUCAGUGACCUGGCUGAUAAAGUAAAGUCUUUUGCAGACCUGCAACAGCAGGAAGAGGAAACAUUUGUCGAUGCACCAGAUGAAUUCCUUGAUCCAAUAAUGAGCACAGUGAUGACUGAUCCAGUUAUACUGCCCUCUUCCCGGGUGACAGUUGACAGGUCAACCAUUGCUAGGCAUCUCCUCAGUGAUCAGACUGACCCAUUCAAUCGUAGUCCACUCACGAUGGAUCAGAUCAAAGCAAACUCAGAAAUGCGAGAGAAAAUUCAGCAGUGGUUGGCAGAAAGGAAACGACAGAAGGAUCAAAAUGGGCAGACCUUCGAGUGAAAAACAGCAACGGCAAACAGAGAAUAUAUGGGACAUUCACUGCUGUCUCUAUGUACCUACUGUAGCAGACUAUCCAGGGACUGUACCUUGAUGGCAUAUCUUAAUUCAUCACUGCAACCCUUGUUCAUUACCGAACAAAGUAAUAGAAUGCUAUUGUCGUAACUGUGCGGGAGGUUGGUCCAGCACAGUCCCAUUUUUGCUCUUAAGAAGCCAGCUGCCAACUUUAGCACCUUUAAUUCAGUACAUUCUUAUUAAUGUAGCUGAUUGACAGUCUGAAAUGAGAAGACCUGUUAAAAUAAGUCUACUGAGUGAGGGAUUCACAACCAACUACAUGCUUAUUUUAAGGAUGGUAAAUAUUUAGUGGUUUUGAAAUUGUGUUGUGCGGUAUAAAACGCAAGCACUUCAUGUGUUUGGGCAAAAUUCCGUUUUGCUGCUGUUCUAGCGGACGCCUUAAUGUGCUUAAUUUAAAUGGCUUAAAAACUCCACUUAAAUGGCGGAUAAAAAAAAUUGGUACGCUACUAUAGCACAGCAUAAUUCCCCAAGCCUGGGGUUUUUGUUCUAAAACUCAUCAGAACCACCUUUUUGGAGGUACUGACUGGACAGUAUUGCUGAUUUAGCUAUCUGGCUAGAAUGACUUUAAAGAAUCUGUGUAAAAUCAGAAACAGCUAAUGGUAAUGCAGAUGUGUUGGUGCGCAGAGUCUCUGUAAUUAUUAUGCAUGCACCAAGACCAGUACCUUUAUGUUAUUGCAGUGACAUUACUCUGCGAAGAGCACUAAACAGAAGAAGGGUAACUUUUGUUGUACCUCUAAUUCUGUAUUGAAUCUUGCAUGCCAGAAGCUUGCAUUAUGAAGCAAUGUCUGGUCCAUUAAGAUUUCCGUAGGUGCUAUUCAUGACGCCAGUUGUGUGAGGGAGCCCUGCAAAUGCUAAUGUGUUCCAAGACAUCUGCAAGUAUUGCCACACCCUUAGGAACCAAGAUCCCUUCUCUCAUGUCUGUUAGUCUCAUAAAGGAAAUUAGAAUAUUAGAGAAGAGUCUUUAUUUUAGUUUUACUUAAUAACAAUUGAACUGAUGUACAAGUCAGUCCAAAAACAGGUGUAUAGAAUACAGAAUAGCAUUCUUAGCAACAGCAACAAAAGCUGUUCUCCCAACCUCUCACAACUCAGUGAUUUUUACAGAGCCCCUAGAAUCUUGGAUAUCUAAUGUGCUGAAACAGAAAACCUUAAACAAUUUGUGUUGGCUGUAGUUGCCUUACAAAAUGUGUUAUAAUUUUUUUUCUUGAAUUCCCAAAGACUGCACUACAAAGGAAAAAGGCUUACAGAACUUCAACCCAGUCUUAUAGAAAGCACAGUCCAUGUGCAGCAGUGUGAUAUUGAAGAUCUUUCCUUUUUCUCUAUCUUUCUCCUCCAACAUAGUAUAAUCUGUUAGGUCAGUAUCAGUCAGUACCUAUCUGUAUUUCUGAACCUUAGGUUCACUGGCAGCCUGCCUUUCCUGAUGCAGAUAUUAGAUGAGCAUUGUGUAAGUUUGAACUGGGUGAUCAAACAGUACCUAAGUUGUACAGGCUUGAUGCAAAGUAUGAUGGCAGGGAUAUGGACACCCAGGUUUAUGGAAAUUAGUAGCCAUUUGAUAAUACAAAACUUGCUUAAAAAGGACACAUUUGUCAAAGUUUUUCUCUUGUACUCAUUAGGACAAUUUGCAAGAUAUUCCGAAGUAAAGGGAAAACAACAAUUAUACUGUAUAAUCAGAGAAUGUUGAUUGGUUGGAAAGUGAAUUCUGAUUUGUUGGGGUGUUGCUAUGAAGAAUACAGCUGUUAAUGAUUGACAUUUAAUUGCUGUGCUUUGUUUAAGUUUUAUACAAGGCAGUUUAAUUCUGAUUGACUCAAGAAAUGAACCAGAGAAUGACUGUCACAUAUUUUAUUGUAUUGAAACAGGUGCAGUGUAUGUUUGUGCACCUUCUUUCAGUCUAAAAGAAUUGGCUUCUCUGAAUUACCAAUUGCAGGUUUUGGAAUAUGAAACUAGCCAUACUGUGAGCCCAAAUAGCCCAGUUCUUUACAGGUGAAAAGAACAUCUACCCACACUGCUUCUGUUUCAAAGCAACAAAGUAUGCGACUGCCAUUCUUUGGUUCAUUUCUCAAGGCAAUGCCUUACCAAUCAGAGUCAACAUGCCUUGUUUAAAAUUUAAAUAAAACUUAGUUGGUAAAGAAGUGUCAGUCAUCGUUAUCUAGUACAUUCUCCAUGGUAAUGCCUCAACCAGAGUCUACUCGCCAACCAAUCAGCACUUUUCUCCCAUACAGUAUAGAUGUUUCCUGUUUCCUUUGGUAUUUCUUGCCAAUUGUCUUGAUGAGUGCAAGAUGAAAAGCUUUAACAAAAUAUCUUUCUUUUCAGCAGUACUCAAGUUUAUGGAAACUAGUAAAUGGUAGCAGUUAGAAAGUAUUUUAAAGCUGUGAGGAUGCGCUGUUGCAUUUAUUUUUUCAAGUGGCAGCAACUCAGUGAAUACUCCAUGAGCAGUGAAUCUAAAGGAGUGGUGAUGGUCGUUUCAUGUAUUCAGUGUUCUUCUGUCUUCCAAGAUGUGCUGUAGUUUUAUAACUUGGUGAGAGUGCCACCAAAUAGUAGCACUUGCAACGAAACGUUUCUUCUAAUAAAAUAAGUUUUUGAAUAAACUGGUACUUGACUGGUGUCUAGUACAGUUUGAGGCAGAGUAACAUUUCCGAUUUUUGGCAGGUUUCAAUAACCUUUGGCCUGUCUUGCUCAUUGAGCUUUCAAGUGAGACCAUUUGUAUUAAGUUUAAGUUUGAUUCCUUUGGAAACUGCCCAUUUCUUGAACAAUCUUGUGUUGGCACGUUUAAAUCCAGUGCCUUGGUAAUCGACCUCCGGUCCCAUUUAGUUGGAACACACCACUCUCCAAAUCUCAGGACCAUUUAAGGAAAGUUAUUGGGGAUUUUCUUUCAGCUCUUUCUUUUUGUCUAUCAAAAGGUUUAUGGGUUUUGACUCUUGAUUUUUCUACAGGUAUUUUACAGGAGAGAUGCUAAUUGUUAGAAAUGGAAGAGGAAUAGAAAUUAAUUGUUUAAUUUAUUGCUAUUUUCAGCUGCAGAGGAACUUAAUGGUGGAUUAAGAGAUGACCUUUACUAUUUCGUCAAAGUGAACAGUCACAUUUCACUCUUUCCUAACUGGAACAGCACUGCUGUAAUAUUGAAGCAAUGUAGUUCAAAUUAGCACUGACAACUUAAUCAAAAAGCUAACUAGAAAUGAAACCCUUUUUUUCCAUCUGCUGUUUAAACCUUUGUGCUGUGUACUUCCAUGGUAUCACACUGUGACAGUGGAUGUUAAGCAUUUUUUUUAAAUGAUCCAUGAACAUUGUAUUGACUUCUUUGAUUUGUACUGAAAUGUUUGUGAUUUCUCCUUGUUUGGAGCUGCAAGGCUUGAACAAUUGUAAAGAAGUUUUAGAGGAAGUUUAUUCACAAAUUAUAAUAAGUUACUUGUUUUGAAGAUCUGAAAUACAUGGAGUUUGAGCUAAACACUUUCAGCUCUUCCCUUUGUUAGCCAUCCCGGCUGUCCUAGGGAGUGUGGCACCCCUAUAGCCUUGACAUUGUGCUGAGUGGCAUGCAUUUGAGAGGAUUAAAACACCAAAGUGUGACUUCAAUUUACUUGGCUACAUUGGUGUCAAAGUUUUGCUAUCAUAUCUCUCCCAUAAAGGCUGACAGAACAGGUUGUGUACAGGGGGCUAGUAGGUGCCACCUUUUAUUAUUCACAAGAGAAAGAGCUAUUGAUUCAGCACCUCAGUAAAUCUUAACAGUCUUGGUUCCUUUGCGAAUGUUGGGACGCAUGCAAGAUGAUGUUUAUAUUUUGCUUCUGUACUUAGAAAUAAUCCAUAAAUUGAAGCCAGUGUACAUUUAAAAAAAAAAAAAAUUCAAGAUUAAAAAUAUGGAGGAGAUCAA